AUGUGGGCUGAGGUCCCGCGCAGGGACUACACCGUACACCCUGGGUUCCCGGAGCCGGUCCAGCCCCCACCGCAACUCACGGCCCCACGGUUCCCGCGCGGCGGGGCGCGGGCUGCGCGCGGGGCGGGCUCCCGCCGCUGGACGAGCCUUUCCCGCCGCCCGGCUCGCUGCCCGCCCACCGUCUCUCGAGCUGCCACGGCCUUGCCUUUCUUCUCAGGGGUCUGCGGAGAAUGCGGGCUGACCUGGGUGGCCGAGCGCCGCGGUGGUGCAAGGAGAUCCAAGGGGAGAUGCUACGUGGCCGGGAAGCCAGCACUGGAGUUGGUGUCAUUUGAAGACCUAGCUGUGGACUUCACCUGGCAAGAGUGGCAGCACCUGGAUGCUGCUCAGAGAACCCUCUACCAAGAUGUGAUGUUGGAAAACUACAACAGCCUGACAAAUUUGGGUUAUAAGUAUAACAAGAAUAUACAGGCAUUGUAUAACCAAACCAGAGUUGAUCUUCAAGUUGGAGCAUGGAUUUGCACCAGUCGGUGUAAUAGAAGCAUCAAUUCAGAACCUUUCAGAUUGAAUGCAGGUGAGAAGCCAUAUGAGUGUAAUGAAUGUGGUAAAGCUUUCCGCACCAAGUCUAAUCUCACACUGCAUCAGCGAACUCAUUCUGGUGAGAAGCCCUAUGAAUGUGAUGGAUGUGGGAAAGCUUUUCUCACCAAAUCAAAUUUCACUGUCCACCACAGAACUCAUACAGGUGAGAAGCCAUACAAAUGUAAUGAAUGUUUGAAAGCUUUUUCUCAGAAGUCACAUCUCACAGUGCAUCAAAGAACUCAUACUGGUGAGAAGGCAUGUGAAUGUAACAAAUGUGGGAAGGCUUUCUGCACCAAGUCACACCUCACUGUGCAUCAGCAAACACAUACAGGUGAGAUGUCAUAUGACUGUAACGAAUGUAUGAAAGCUUUCCACACCAAGUCACAACUCAUUGAGCAUCAAAUAACUCACAUAGUUGAGAAGCCAUAUAUAUGUAAUGAAUGUGGGAAAGUUUUCCUUGCCAAGACAAAACUCAUUUUGCACAUGAGAACUCAUACUGGGGAGAAGACUUAUGAAUGUCUUGAAUGUAGAAAGGCUUUCCUCACCAAGUCCCACCUCACUGAGCAUCAAAUAACUCAUACAAAUGAAAAGCCAUAUGAAUGUAAUGAAUGUAAUAAAUGCAGGAAAACGUUCCGCACCAAGUCACAACUCACCAUGCAUCAGUGAACUCAUAGUGGUGAGAAGCCCUAUGAGUGUAUUGAAUGUGGAGAGACAUUCCUCACCAAGUCACACCUCACUGAGCAUCAAACAGCUCAUACAGGAGAUAAACCUUAUGAAUGUAAUGAAUGUGGAAAAGCAUUCUGCACCAAGUCAAAUCUCACACUGCAUCAGCGAACUCAUUCAGGUAAGAAGCCAUAUGAAUGUAAUGAAUGUGGGAAAGCUUUCCUUGCCAAGUCAAAUCUUGUAGUCCAUCAAAGGACUCACACAGGUGAAAAGACAUAUGAAUGUAAUGAAUGUGGAAAGACUUUCCUCACCAGGUCACACCUCACUGCACAUCAGAGAACACAUACAGGUGAGAAGCCAUAUGAUUGUAACAAAUGUGGGAAAGCUUUCUGCCAAAAAUCACAACUCACUGUGCAUCAAAGAAUCCAUACAGGGGAGAAGGGCUAUGAAUGUAAUGAGUGUGAAAAUGUUUUCCUCACAAAUUCACACCAGGCUGAGCAUCAAAUGACUCAUAAAAAUGAGAAGCCAUAUGAAUGUAAUGAAUGUGGAAAAGCUUUCCGCACCAAGCCCAGUCUCACAUUGCAUCAACGAACUCAUUCAGGUGAAAAACCAUAUGAAUGUAAUGAAUGUCAGAAAGCUUUUCUCACCAAGUCAAACCUCAGGGUCCACCAGAGAACUCACACAGGUGAGAAGCCAUAUGAAUGUAACAGAUGCGGAAAAUCUUUCUGCCAGAAGUCACAUCUCACAGUCCAUCACAAAACCCAUACAGGGGAGAAAGCAUGGGAAUGUUAUGAAUGCAGAAAGGCUUUCCUCACCAAGUCACACCUAACUGAACAUUGGAGAAUUCAUACAGGUGAUAAGCCAUUUGAAUGUCAUGAAUGUGGGAAAGCUUUCUGCCAUAAGUCAGAUCUCACUGCACAUCAGAGAACUCAUACUAGUGAGAAGCCAUACAAAUGUAUAGACUGGGAGAUAGUUUUUUGCCAAAUUAAAACUCACUCACCAUCAGAAAACAAAUAUGGGUGA
Jaculus jaculus (lesser Egyptian jerboa) is the source of this 2262-nucleotide messenger RNA. Its product is annotated as zinc finger protein 420-like. NCBI's taxonomy places the organism in Eukaryota, Metazoa, Chordata, Mammalia, Rodentia, Dipodidae. The transcript is spliced from 7 exons. The record is from RefSeq and is a predicted model, not a curated record. Gene Ontology annotation, biological process: regulation of DNA-templated transcription.